Fusarium fujikuroi IMI 58289 is the source of this 372-nucleotide messenger RNA. RefSeq lists its product as uncharacterized. The transcript is spliced from 2 exons. Bases 1 to 372 code for a protein of 123 amino acids. The record is from RefSeq and is a predicted model, not a curated record. Lineage: Eukaryota; Fungi; Ascomycota; Sordariomycetes; Hypocreales; Nectriaceae.
AUGUCGCCCACAGAAAAGGAAAACACUACAGAGCCAGUCGACAAAGAAGCCAUCCGCAAGUUGAUCAACGAGCUCGAGGGCAAACUCGAAGCUCUAUACACCCUCAGCGACGAGAUCAACAGAGGUAUUCUCGAGAGCAAAGAUGCGCUCGAAAGCCUCCGCGAGAAGCGCGUCAAGCUUAUCAGAGCGCGAUUGGACCAGACCUUCCAGCAGUGGAACAUCGGGUCUCUGACUAGCAACCAUCAACCUUCAACCCAGAACCAGGGUCAGAAUCAGAGUCAGAAUCCGGGUCUCGGCCCUGUUCAAGGAUCGAGCCAGGCGCCGACUCUAGCUGGGAUCAACCAACAAGGGCAGUUCGGUUUGCCAUGGUAG